Molecule: messenger RNA, 3859 nt
Organism: Pimephales promelas (fathead minnow)
Lineage: Eukaryota; Metazoa; Chordata; Actinopteri; Cypriniformes; Leuciscidae
Gene: fzd5
Product: frizzled class receptor 5
Biological process (GO): canonical Wnt signaling pathway; non-canonical Wnt signaling pathway
Cellular component (GO): plasma membrane
Molecular function (GO): Wnt-protein binding; Wnt receptor activity
Source: RefSeq, a predicted model, not a curated record
GGAGUGAGUAAUUACUGGCUCCGCAGCCAACAGAGGGAACACACAGAAAAACGCGAUCUCAACAAAUUUGUUGAGAUCUCUUAAAAAGAGUUUAGUGUGGAAUUUAUACAUGUUAAAGUGUGUGAAAGGACUCCAGUGGACUGCUGCCAAACACACUGAAGGAAAUAUCAGGAAGCACCUGAAACCUGUUGGCCUGAGGAUUAACGCGAAAGCAGAUACGAAAGGAAACCGACGCUUAAAAUGUUACUUUCUUACAAAGUAUCUGCGGGAAAUGAACUUUCGACCUUAACACGGUUUACUCGGUGAAUGAUUGACCAUUCAGUCUACGGUUGCGCGUGCUUUUCCACGCCCGUGUUUCAGUGUCUGUGUGAGAAUCAUGGUCUGUUUGAAAUGCACUCACACAGUUGGAAGAAAGAGUGCUCGGGAUCUGGAAUGAAACUUCACUGUGAUUUACAACCUUGUGGACUGUGGACAUGCUGCUGGAGCAAUUAAGGUUUCCUUUUGGGAUUUCUUCUUUCCGAAACGCAGCAAUAAAUUAAAAAAGGAAGGAAGGGGGGAAAACCUGAGCUGAGAAAAUACUCAAGAAUUGAAAUUCAUAGUUUUCCAGUAUGAGAGAACCUGCAGAUAAGCAUCAUUUCACCAUGGAGACUUCUGGGAUGCACCUAGUCGGAUUUUGGCUUCACGUUCUGCUGCUGUUGCAACUGUCUCGGCUCGGCAAUGCUGCCUCUAAGGAUAUAGUGUGUGAGCCAAUCACCGUACCGAUGUGCAAAGGGAUCGGAUACAAUCACACCUACAUGCCCAACCAGUUCAAUCAUGACACCCAGGAUGAAGUCGGCUUGGAAGUGCACCAGUUUUGGCCGCUUGUCCGGAUCCGUUGCUCUCCGGACUUGCUUUUCUUUCUGUGCAGUAUGUACACCCCCAUCUGUCUUCAGGACUACAAAAAACCCCUGCCGCCUUGCAGGUCUGUGUGCGAGAGAGCUAAACGGGGUUGCUCCCCUCUCAUGAUCCAGUAUGGGUUUGAGUGGCCAGAGCGGAUGAGCUGCGAGCAGCUGCCCAUGCUGGGUGACACCGACCGGCUUUGUAUGGACAGGACCAGCAGUGAGACUACGACUCUAUCACCUCCUUUCCCCAAACCCACUCCCAAGGGAACACCACGACAUAGAGCCACUGCAAAAUCUGCUCCGCCGCAGAAGUGUGACCGUGAUUGCCGUUGUCGAGACCCUCUGGUGCCCAUCAAAAAAGAAGUCCAUCCUCUCCAUAACCGAGUGUAUACUGGCUCUUUACCCAACUGUGCUUUGCCCUGCCACCAACCUUAUUUUUCCCCCGAUGAGCGUACCUUCACAACCUUCUGGAUCGGACUGUGGUCGGUGCUGUGCUUCGUCUCGACGUUCACCACCGUGGCCACUUUCCUCAUUGACAUGGAGCGUUUCAAAUACCCAGAGCGGCCGAUUAUCUUCCUUGCUGCUUGUUAUCUGUUCGUGUCGCUGGGGUACAUCGUGCGACUUCUCGCGGGCCAUGAGCGAGUAGCUUGCGAGGGCUCCGGCGACCAACAACACAUCCUCUAUGACACCACGGGUCCAGCCCUUUGCACCCUGGUUUUCCUGCUCAUAUAUUUCUUUGGAAUGGCCAGCUCCAUCUGGUGGGUGGUGCUUUCCUUCACCUGGUUCCUGGCAGCAGGGAUGAAAUGGGGGAAUGAGGCCAUCGCGGGAUACUCUCAGUACUUCCACCUUGCUGCUUGGCUUGUUCCCAGCGUCAAGUCCAUCGCUGUCUUAGCUUUGAGUUCGGUGGAUGGGGACCCUGUGGCUGGGAUCUGUUACGUCGGCAACCAGAGCUUGGAGAGCCUGCGUGGCUUCGUAUUGGCGCCUCUGGUCGUCUACCUCUUCACCGGCUCCCUCUUCCUGCUUGCUGGCUUUGUUUCCCUCUUCCGGAUCCGUAGUGUCAUUAAACAGGGCGGCACCAAGACAGACAAGCUAGAGAAGUUAAUGAUCCGGAUUGGGCUCUUCACCGUCCUGUACACGGUGCCCGCAACUAUUGUGGUAGCAUGUUUGGUGUAUGAGCAACAUUACAGGCCAGCCUGGGAGCGGGCGCUGGCCUGUUCUUGCCCGUCAGAGCGCCAGAGGCUCGGCAUGGGCCCGGAUUAUGCUGUCUUCAUGUUGAAGUACUUCAUGUGUCUUGUAGUAGGCAUUACCUCAGGUGUUUGGAUCUGGUCAGGGAAGACUCUGGAGUCUUGGAGGUGCUUUGUGGCACGGUACAUGCCCUGUAGGACCCGGAAGCCACCUGUAUCAGGGUCGUCCAUGUACAGCGAGGCCAGUGCCGCUCUCACAGCCCGAGCUGGAACGGCACCCACUGGGACCUAUCACAAAUCAGCACCCUCAUCACAUGUCUGAACAUUGGCCAAAAAAACCUGUUCCUUUUAUAAACCCUAUAACAGUGACGCCAGUCGUGACUCUAAACGAGCAGGUGUCUAUCCGACUUCCAGAUUUGAUGGAUGGCAUGAAUACGUUAUGAAGGAUUUUUUUUACAGACUAUUGGUUUUGUUGUAGUCAAGCUCUUUUCGUUCACUGGUCUAAUUUGAAAGCAAUGAACUUGUUGAUACUUUGUGAGGAAAAGAUCAUUUGUCAACUUUUAAUUGUCACAAACAUCUUAGCUGUUGUCUGUGGCUUUUAGAUCACGAAUGAUGGGAAAAAAAGAUUGAGAAGGUUAGUACUUGAUAUGAGUCAAGACAAAUGAGUUUCUGGAAAUAUUUUAUUUAUUUGUGUAUUCUUGUAAAUAUGCUAUUCAAGAAUUGUGAUAUCUCAGCUAACAGCCGCUCUGUUUGUGACUUUGUCAGCAUUAUACAGGAUGUGGGUAUGUUCUGUUCCAUCAUUUUCAAUACCAUCUCUAGUUUUCUAAACUACCAAUGUGUUUUAGGGUAGGAUGUGAAUAGAUGCUUUCCUGUAAGCAACAACACCAUUCCGGCUUAUACUCUGCAAGAGGAGGAAAAAUGCUAGUCUAGUGAAGCAGCAGUUAACUUUAAGUUGUUGCAGGUGGUUCUGCACCAGUUCAUGUUCACUGUAUAUUCUUCAGGGUCCCUCAACAGCCCCUUAGCAGGUUGUUUCAAAGAUUAUCAAGCUAUCUUUCCACUGAUGAUAAAUUGUUGGUUAGCAUCAAUUGGAGAGUCUUAAAUGAUAGGAUGUGUAUGUACCAUCUAUAGAAAAUCUGUAGCUCUGUAAUGUGAGCUUGACUUCCCUCUUGUGGUCAAAGGUUCAAGUGUUAACCAGCAGCCAUACUAGGUUUGCUGAAUAGAACUUCAGAAAAAAGGCCAAAUAUUUUUUAAACCGAUGUGGAACAACAUUUCCUUUGGUCUGUUUAAAAGAAUGAUUUAUUUCCACCAGUUUCCUUUUCAAGCCUCAUGAUCCCUUUGGUAAUUUGUGUGUCAUUUGAGCUUAUUUGUGUUUUGAACCAGAAAACCAGAGUCGGGUAUGCACUUUUUAGCAGGCAGAAUCUGUAAACCUGUGUUGGUUUUGUAGAUCUGUGUGAAAUAUUUUAGUGGAGUAUUAAUGUGUAAAUGGCUUCUGUUGUCUGACUCCAAGCUGUUGUAGAAAUCCUUUUCCUGUGUAGUCUUCAAAAUGCGUCACAAUUUCGCUUGCAUGUCUGGUUGAGUGUACAUACUUGUUGAACUCUAUUCAUAUGUAAAUCUUGUAGAAGAUGUCAUUUUAAGAGUCCAGACUGCAACUUUGUACAUAUGUUUUGUAAAAGAUAUGAAAUUCAGUGCUACAAUUUUAAAGAGAUUCUUAGAUAUUUAUGAAGUGUCUUGUACAUGUUUCUUUUGUUUCUCUUAUUGGUAGAGAAUAAAAGUAAAGCGCAGUUUGUGAACCUA